Molecule: messenger RNA, 1546 nt
Organism: Caenorhabditis sp. 36 PRJEB53466
Lineage: Eukaryota; Metazoa; Nematoda; Chromadorea; Rhabditida; Rhabditidae
Source: the annotation of a GenBank genome assembly
AUGUCACGUAAUCGGUGUCGGUGUGCACGUCUUCCGGUCGUUCGGACUCAUCCAUCAGAAGACGGACUGCCGCAGUUGCCCGAUGAAAUUAUCGAAAUGAUUGUGGCCAGCGUACUUCCAUCCGAGGUGUGUUUACCGCAGAAUGUGUUGACUGCUUUAGAUGACUGCAAUUCAAACAUCACUCACUUUUCAGAUUGUUGCCUACGGUUGGGAUCGGGUCAGCCGUUCGUUCUCCACAUUUGUCCAUCGUCAUUUGUGCGCUCGCACCUACUUUUGUGCCCUGCAUGACCCGCUUUGGGAGCUGUACAAGGCAACCAGUUUGGGAUACGGUAUGAUACAUCAGCUUUAAAUACACGUUUAACAAAAAACAAAUUCAGAUCCGGCGAAAUUCGACAAGCUCCUCGUGCUGCUCAUCAAAAAGUACUUGUGUCAAGUGGAAGAUAUCGUCCUGCCGGUCGCCCUCUUCUCGUACAGUAAGCACCUAGAUGACGUUCCAUGAUACAACGAACCAUUUGUUCAUUUUAGUCCAACACCUUCUCCAACGUCAUCCGCACGUGGCGGCGACAAGCGGCACCGCCUGUAAUUUCCGUUUUCCGCAGCCGGGCGUCGCGUUCACCAACCUCUCGAAACUGACGAUUCAGGUCGGCGGCGAGUGCGGAGGCCUCACGCUCUCCCACAAUUUCGAGAACCUCCAAACGUCUUCUUCGCUGUGCAAAACGCUCGCCGAGAUCAAUUUGGACCUGCUGCUGUCGGACAACGAGAAUGUGACGUGUGCGGGCUUCCGCGAGUUGCUCCGCUUUCUCAAGGAGAUCUCGUGCAACUCGACGCUCUGGAACGUUCGGCUGAGCGACGACACGACGUCGGGACAGGGAUGGUCAGGACCGGCGAAUCUGAACAGAUAUCGCAACAAGAUGUUCAUUUGUUACAUUCGCACAAUGCUCGAUCUGUCGCUCUCGAUCAAUCAGCUCGAGUUGAUGGACAAACGGAAGGCUUCUCCGUACAUGCUGGUCAUGGCUCACGGGCGAAGGACUGUCUAUAUGUUCCCUGAGUUUAAGGUGCGUUUUGAUCAUUUUUUUGUUGAAUCUAGUCAAAAAAUUUUCAGCGAUGUCGCAGUCUAGUAAUCUGCUACGACAUCGGCCUCAUCGCUCCGUCGUUCAGCCACGAAAACGAUCGGUUCGACGAUCUCGUGCGCUUCGAGGUUUGUACCCGUUAUCAAGACUACCUAAAAAAAAUAGAAGUUUAGGUGGCCGAGUCGCACGUUUUGUACAAAGCCGACCUUCUCGAAUAUCUGAAGACGGCACACAAGCUGCGCGAGGUCAAAGUCGUCAUUCCGGCGACUUUCCAGUCGAGAGUCUCCCGCUGUACCCUCGGAUGUUUCGCCAACCCGGAUUUUGCUUGUUUCAGGUGCGUGCAUCACGCAAACUUUAACUUUCAAAUAAAUAUAUUUAUUUACAGAGCCGAUGGCUGGUGCAGCCUGCCAGCAAAGCUUCCGGGGGCUCAUUUUCAAAUUGUCGAGAACGUCGCUCCGGCCGUCCACGUGGCAUAA